Molecule: messenger RNA, 2556 nt
Organism: Onychostruthus taczanowskii (white-rumped snowfinch)
Lineage: Eukaryota; Metazoa; Chordata; Aves; Passeriformes; Passeridae
Product: protocadherin beta-15-like
Exons: 2
Coding region: 1-2556 (851 amino acids)
Biological process (GO): homophilic cell-cell adhesion
Cellular component (GO): plasma membrane
Molecular function (GO): calcium ion binding
Source: RefSeq, a predicted model, not a curated record
AUGCUGGGAGCCGCCCAGGACGGUGGAUGGCUUUUUUGGGGAGUGAUGGCGUGUGGGAGACGGAGCGGAGACAGAGAGAGGCGAGUGAUCUUGUUUAUUCUGUGUGUUUGCGUGUGUCAGAGCGGGGCUGAAACUCUCCGCUACUCGCUGCCGGAGGAAAUGGAGAGGGACUCCUUUGUCGCCAAUAUCGCCAAGGACCUGGGGGUUCCUCUGAGCCAGCUUGCGGCUCGCAAAGCCCGCGUUGUGUCCGAGGGCGACGAGCAGUUUUUCCGACUCAAUCAAAACACCGGAGUCCUGACGGCAGAGGAAUCGCUGGACCGAGAGGAGAUCUGUCCUCAGAGCGAUACCUGCACGCUAGUCUUUAAGAUAUUCUUUGAAAAUCCGUUGCAGCUUAUCCGAGGGGAGGUGGAAGUUCGUGACGUAAACGACAACUCGCCCGUGUUUCCGGAGAAGGAGAUGGUUUUAAAAAUUAUAGAAACAUCAUCUCCUGGCUCCCGUUUCCCCCUGGAAAGCGCCCAGGACAUGGACGUGGGCAUUAACGGUUUGCAGAACUACAGCCUCGGGCCCAACCCUCAUUUCUCCCUCGCUCUGGGAACAGGAAAAAAUGGAGUAAAAUACGUGGAGCUCGUCCUACAGCAUCAGCUCGAUCGUGAAGAGCAGGGAGAGCUGAAUUUACUUCUGACCGCCACCGACGGGGGGUCACCACCCAGGUCCGGCACGGCUCAGAUCCGGAUCGUGGUGCUGGAUGCCAAUGAUAACAUUCCUGUCUUCGAAAGGGAGACCUACGAGGUGCGCCUGGCUGAGAACAGCCCCCUGGAGCAGCUGGUGGUCAGAGUCUCUGCCGAGGAUCCCGACGAAGGGUCCAACGGGGACGUGCGUUAUGCCUUUACCCAGACAUCGGAGCGAUCCCGGCAGCUCUUCCAGCUGAACCCGACCACCGGUGAAAUACGAGUCGCGGGCAAGCUGGAUUUUGAGGAAGCAAAAUCCCACAAGAUGGUGGUGAAAGCCACGGACGGCGGAGGGCUGUCUGCACAUUGCAAAGUGCAGGUGGAGGUCCUGGACGUGAAUGACAACGCCCCGGAGAUAGCGCUCACCUCCCUCAGCGCCUCCAUUCCCGAGGACGCCCCGCCACGCACCGUGGUGGCUCUGUUCAGUGUGCGGGACCGGGACUCCGGGGACAACGGCAGGACGGAGUGUUCCAUCGACGGGGACUUGCCAUUCAGUCUCACCCCCACUUUUGAUAAUUAUUACGAACUGAGAACAAACGCUGCUCUGGAUAGGGAGAGGACUGCGGAGUAUAACAUCACCAUCACAGCCACGGACUGGGGCAGGAAGCGGCUGAGCUCUCAGGAAAGCAUCUUCGUGCAGAUAUCCGAUGUGAACGACAACCCCCCAGAGUUCACCCAGGAGAUUUACACCAUGUAUGUCACGGAGAACAACAGCCCCAUGCUCCGGAUCGGCAGCAUGAAGGCCACGGACGCCGACGCAGGAAUAAAUGCCCGUGUGAACUACGCACUGGUGCGGCAGGAGGGCAAAGAGCAGCCCGAAGUGUCAGUCAGCGCUGAAGACGGGGAUGUUUAUAUCCUCCGCCCGCUGGACUACGAGAAGGUCCCUGCCUUGGAGGUGACAGUGCGCGCAGCCGACGGCGGCUCCCCGCCGCUCAGCGCCCAGGCCGUGCUGCGCAUCGUCGUGCGGGACGAGAACGAUAACGCGCCCGUGCUGCUGCACCCGGCCCCCGACAGCAGCGCGGCCGGAGAGCUGGUGCCGCGCUGGGCACCCUCCGGCUACCUGGUGGCCAAGGUGGUGGCGGUGGCCGCGGACGCGGGGCAGAACGCGUGGCUGUCCUACGAGCUGGCCAAGGCCACGGAGCCGGGGCUGUUCCGCGUGGGGCUGCACAGCGGCGAGGUGCGCACGGCGCGGGCCGUGACAGAGAGGGACGCGGCCCGGCAGAGGCUCAUCGUGCUGGUGCGGGACCGCGGGCGGCCGCCGCGCUCUGCCACUGCCACCCUUGCCGUGGCACUGGUGGAUGGCUUCUCCGAAGCCCAUUUACGGGUGAGCGAGGAGGCACCGGCCGCCGAGCCCGACGAGCCGCUUACCCUUUACCUCAUCGCCUCGCUGGUCUGCGUGUCGGCGCUGUUCCUCGCCACCGCAGUGACCGCCGUGGUAGUGAAGGUGCGGCGGGCCAGGCGGAGCGAGACGGAGACUUUGCCCACGUUCCCGACGACUGCCACGGAGAGCAGCGCGGGCUCCCUGCCCCGCAGCUACGUGUACGACGUCUGCUUCGCCGCCGGGACCGUCAACAGCGAGUUCCGUUUCCUCAGGCCGCUCUUCCCCUGCUUCCCCGCCGGGCUGCCCCCCGGCCCGGGCGAGCAGCGGAGCUCGGUGUGCUCGCAGGAUGCGGCCAACCUCGGCGGCGAGGGCGACUGGACUGCGCAGGGCAGUGCUCCCGUCUCUGAAGAUACGGGGCCCAGAGCUGCAGGUGCAGUUUGCCCUGCAAACAGGGAGCUGGAGCUAAAUGUCAGUUCUGAGCAAAACCCUUGGCUCGCCCAUCAAUAA